AGCGAGAAAUCUAGAUUCAUACAAACCAAUUCUCCCAUCUUCACCCUUCCUUCCUUUCUUACCACCAUCAACACCUUUUUUAUAGUCACUCAUAAUGUCUUACCUUGAAUCAUUAAAGCAAUACACUGCCGUCGUCUCUGACUCUGGAGACUUUGAGUCAAUCGAUGCUUACAAGCCACAAGAUGCUACCACCAACCCUUCCCUCAUCUUGGCUGCCGUCAAGCAAGAGAAAUACGCUCGUUUGAUCGACGUUGCCAUCAAGUACGCAAAGGAACAUGCCGGAAAUGACAAGCAAAAGCAACUCGAUUUGGCAUGUGACCGUCUUUUGGUCGAAUUCGGUGUGGAAAUUUUGAAGAUCAUUCCUGGUCGUGUUUCUACCGAAGUUGACGCUCAAUUGUCAUUUGACAAAGAAGCAACAAAAGCCAAAGCAAAACAAUUGAUCGCUUUGUACAAAGAACAAGGUAUCGCCAAAGAACGUGUUUUGAUCAAGAUUGCUUCCACUUGGGCAGGUAUCCAAGCCGCUCGUGAAUUGGAAGCUGAAGAUGACAUUCACUGCAACUUGACACUCUUGUUCGGUUUCGGACAAGCUGUCGCCUGUGCUGAAGCAAAGGUUACCUUGAUCUCUCCUUUCGUCGGUCGUAUUUUGGACUGGUACAAGAAGGCUGAGGGCAGAGACUCUUACCCUGGUCACGAAGACCCAGGUGUGAAAUCCGUUUCCAAGAUUUACAACUACUACAAGCAACACGGUUACAAGACCAUCGUUAUGGGAGCUUCUUUCCGUAACAUUGAUGAAAUUGUCGAAUUGGCCGGAUGCGAUUUCCUCACAAUCGCACCUGCUUUGCUUGAAGAAUUGAAGAGCAAGAAGGGUAACUUGGAACGCAAAUUGUCCCCUGAAUCUGCCAAGGCUGCUGCUCAACAAGAGAAGGUCUCUUUCGUUGACAACGAAGCCUCGUUCGCUUGGGAAUUGUUCAACGAACCAAUGGCUUUCGAGAAAUUGCACGAAGGCAUUCGUUCAUUCGACAAGGCCAACAAGGACUUGCGUGCUAUCGUUGAAAAGAAACUUUAAAAGAAAGAAAGGAUUGUAUAGAAUUUCCUAUAAACGGAUAUAAUUUACCCAGAAACCAAUAAAAUCCAAAAUCUUUUUAUCCUUCCGUUCACGCUCUUUCUCUCCGGAAGAGUGUGCGAGAUACGAUUUUUUCAAGUUCCCUCCUCUUUCUAUGAUGUCCGUAUUAUGACAAUGUAAAAAUUUUAUCUAUUUAUGCCUCCUAUCUAUCAUCCUGUGUGUGCAAAAGCAUUUUUUUUUCACUC
Meira miltonrushii is the source of this 1308-nucleotide messenger RNA. Its product is annotated as putative TAL1-transaldolase. Bases 95 to 1066 code for a protein of 323 amino acids. Gene Ontology annotation, molecular function: transaldolase activity. The record is from RefSeq and is a predicted model, not a curated record. Gene Ontology annotation, biological process: carbohydrate metabolic process; pentose-phosphate shunt; pentose-phosphate shunt, non-oxidative branch. Lineage: Eukaryota; Fungi; Basidiomycota; Exobasidiomycetes; Exobasidiales; Brachybasidiaceae. Gene Ontology annotation, cellular component: cytoplasm; intracellular anatomical structure. The transcript is spliced from 2 exons.